Molecule: messenger RNA, 3236 nt
Organism: Salvia splendens (bonfire salvia)
Lineage: Eukaryota; Viridiplantae; Streptophyta; Magnoliopsida; Lamiales; Lamiaceae
Product: pentatricopeptide repeat-containing protein At4g20090
Exons: 5
Coding region: 31-2298 (755 amino acids)
Molecular function (GO): protein binding; mRNA binding
Source: RefSeq, a predicted model, not a curated record
AGCUUAAUUGGGAGCAGACACAGAGCUUCCAUGCCGUCUUCGUUUCAAUUGGUUCACUCCACCACAUCAUUGAAGAAUUCAAUUUUUCUCCGCCGCAGCAGAGUCCUAGCUUUUCCUCUCGACCUGUCGCCUUUCUCCACCUCCUCCGCCAUUUUUUCUUCCGAUAUACUACACGCGCGUAAAAAGUCGAGGCAACCCGCUGCCGGCGUGAAAGUGUGUAGAGACGAAAUUGUGAAGGGUAAUCUGACGAACAAUGUUCCUGAUUCCAUUUUCUCAAAGCUUGGAUUCCAUAGAAGGAAUAAUGCAAUGUUCAGUUGUUUUGACACCAACUACGCCAAAAAAUUUGCAAAGUUCGAUAAUUUAUGCCCUGUAGUCUCUGUGAAAGCGUACCAGGUGGAAAUAGUCGGAAUGCCUGUCGGAAAGUUGUCUACAUGUAAGCUCUUACGUCGAUUCCUAACCCAUCGCUUAUUCUCUGUGGCUAGCUCCUUGAAUGAACCAAUUGCUGACUCAAUAUUCAGCGACACACACAAGUCUGGGUCCUACACGCGGGGUGACUCCACCUUUUACUCCCUUAUUCAACACCAUGCCCAGUCUGGUGAUUUCAAGGCCUUGGAGCUUAUCUUUCAACGGAUGAAGCGCGAAAACAGAGCCUUUUCUGAGAAAAUUUUCAUCCUAGUCUUCAAGGCUCAUGGCAAAGCACGUCUCCAUCGUAAAGCUGUUGAAUUGUUCAAUAGCAUGGAGGAUAAAUACAACUGCUUGCCAACUGUUAAGUCCUUUAACUCUCUUCUUAAUGUCAUUAUUCAGCAGGGAUUGUAUCGUGAUGCUCUGGACUUGUAUCACUAUGUUCUUAACAAUAAAAAGCAUAUUUCUCCCAAUGGUUUAACGUUUAAUUUAGUCAUCAAGUCGCUGUGUCGAUUGGGAUUAGUUGGUAGGGCUGUAGAUAUGUUUAGGGAGAUGCCUGCUUUCCAUUGUAAGCCUGAUACAUAUACUUACUGCACUCUCAUGGAUGGUUUGUGUAAAGAGGAUAGGAUUGAUGAUGCUGUGGCUUUGUUGGAUGAGAUGCAAAUAGAAGGGUGUGACCCAACUCCACCUACAUUCAAUGUGUUAAUCAAUGGGCUUUGCAAGAAGGGGGAUUUGGCCCGGGCCGCUAAGCUAGUUGAUAAUAUGUUCCUCAAAGGCUGUGUUCCGAAUGAAGUUACUUACAACACGCUCAUACAUGGGCUGUGUCUCAAAGGAAAGCUAGACAAGGCAGUCAGUCUUUUGAGCAGAAUGUUGUCAAAUAAGCUCAAGCCAAACGACAUCACUUAUGGAACCAUAAUAAAUGGACUAGUAAAGAAGGGACCAGUUACUGAUGCUUUAAACAUGUUACGGGGAAUGGAGGAAAGAGGCUAUGCAGCAAAUGAGUAUGCUUAUUCUGCCAUUAUUAGUGGGUUGUUCAGAGAGGGGAAAUCAGAUGAGGCACUAAAACUGUGGGCCAAGAUGUUAGAGAAGGGAUGCAAACCAAAUACAGUUGUGUAUAGUGUUGUUAUUGAUGGUCUGUGCCAAGACGGAAAGCCCCAUGAAGCUGAAGAGUAUUUUUCCCAAAUGAUUGAUGCGGGUUGCUUGCCAAAUGCACAUACAUACAGCUCCCUGAUGAAUGGCUUCUUUCAGGCCGGAGACUGUGAUAAGGCAGUUCUUCUAUGGAAAGAUAUGGUUGAGAAGGAUUACGAGGAUAAUGAGGUUUGUUACAGUGUGCUUAUUCAUGGUUUCUGCAAGAAUGGGAAGUUGGAAAAUGCCCUGGUGAUAUGGAAGCAGGUGCUGGCUAAAGGACUUACACCCGAUGUUGUGGCUUAUAGUUCCAUGAUUCAUGGUCUAUGCAAUGUUGGCUUAGUAGAACAGGGUUUGAGCUUAUUUAAUGAGAUGCUAUACAAAGCAUCUGACUCCAAACCUGAUGUAAUCACCUACAAUAUAAUCAUCAAUGCCUUGUGCAAACAGGGCAGCAUUCCCCAUGCCAUGGAUAUACUGAAUCGCAUGUUAAGUGAAGGCUGUGAUCCUGAUUCAGUUACCUGCAAAUUUUUCCUGACAGCUUUUAGGGAAAAGCUUGAUCCACCUCUAGAUGGUGGAGAGUUCCUAGAUGAGCUUGUUCUAAGGCUACAAAAAUGUGACAGAAUAAUUGGAGCUUCUAAUAUUAUACAAGUGAUGCUUCAAAAUUUUCUUCAGCCAAAGGCCUCCACUUGGGACAAGGUAAUUCGAGGGAUCUGUAAACCAAAGAGAACUGAAGCAGCCAUUAACAAAUGUUGGGGUGACUUAUUCUUUUGAUUCUGCCAAACCAACUUUUGGCGGUUUAUUUAUGAACCAUGAUCCUCAAGGUUAUUUAUAAUUUAUUAAGGUCAGUGAAGCGACCACGGCGUAGGCAGGUUGGGAAGACCUAUCUGCAUUGAGAGAUUGGGGAAGCUCGACAUGGAAAGGGUCAUGAAGGUCAUCAAACACAAACGUUUCGUCAAGCACCAAACAUAGAAGUAUGAGAAGACAAUCAAAAUCAGGAUCCCUUCCCCUGCAAACAAACACAUUAACAGGAGCAUCACCAUUCUGGAUGUUCAAGCUAUGUGUCUUUAUAUAGGCCUCACAACAUGUGGAGGAUUUGACAAAGAGUUUAUAUACUCUUUUUUGUGGAAAUUUCGCAGGCACUAUCUGAGAUGAUGACUGUGAAUGCCUGAUUUUAAGUUGCUUUGGAACGUUUUCAAGUGCUUCCUCAACUCUCAUACACUGCCCAAGAUUCAGAUAUGUUGCCAUUGUCUAGCUUAUAAGUGAAGGGGGAGUUUUAUCAUGCAUUGUUAGGUUACAGGCAGCGAGUAUCAGAGCAGAUUACUCAAAUUGGUCGAUCAAGGCAAGUUUAUUGGGGGCAGGUGUUGCUGUAGGAGCGAAGGAGGGAGUCUCAACUCAGAGAGAGGCCCUUAGACAAAAACAUAUGUGGCUUAAAUUGGAGAAUGAUUUAUGAGCUAUGGUUCGCUGGAUUAUGGCUUUGAUGCUAUAUAAAUUGUAAGUAUAGACACCAAUAAAAUACUUGAUAUCCAUUGAAUCCAAUAAGUCAUUUGUUGAUCCUCACAAGUACAUUAACCUUAAGGAUCAACACAUUUAGAAGGAUCAACACAUUUAGAAUUUACAUUAUACUAGUGCUCAUUUUGAUGUGGUUGUGACUUGUGAUGAUGUCCUUAUAUGGGCCACUUCUUUCAACUUGAUUCUCUGGUUUUUGGGUU